This is a messenger RNA of Puccinia triticina, 2373 nucleotides long. RefSeq lists its product as uncharacterized. Gene Ontology annotation, biological process: carnitine metabolic process. Bases 1 to 2373 code for a protein of 790 amino acids. Gene Ontology annotation, cellular component: mitochondrion. The record is from RefSeq and is a predicted model, not a curated record. Lineage: Eukaryota; Fungi; Basidiomycota; Pucciniomycetes; Pucciniales; Pucciniaceae. The transcript is spliced from 7 exons. Gene Ontology annotation, molecular function: carnitine O-acetyltransferase activity.
AUGAUGGCAACAGACUCAGAGAAUCGGAAGGACCCAGUGUUACCCAAAUUGCCGAUCCCACCCUUGGAAGAUACGUGUGCUCGUUACAUCAAAGUUUUGGAGCCCCUUCAGACUCCAAAGGAGCAUGAAAAAACCAAAUCUGUCGUCCAACGUUUCUUGAAAACCGACGGUCCCUUGCUUCAUGCACGGUUGCAGGAAUAUGCUUCCACGAAAGCCAGCUUUAUCGAGGAGUUUUGGUACGAGAGUUACCUCCAACACAGCGAUUCAGUCGUCCUGAGUCUCAAUCCUUUCUUCAUACUCGAGGAUGAUCCAACUCCUUCUCGCGGCAACCAGUUAACUCGUGCGGCCUCUUUGAUAUUGGCGUCAGUGGGGUUUGUUCACGACCUACGGAGCGGUCAGCUUGAGCCUGACAAUGUCAGAGGAAAACCCCUGGACAUGUAUCAAUACUCGAAGCUGUUUGGCUCCGCAAGAAUCCCAACUCGGGAUGGCUGUCAAAUGAAAACAUUCGGAGAUAGCAAGCAUGUCGUAGUCAUGCGGAGAGGACAAUUCUACUCCUUUGACGUUAUGGACUCCGAGCAUCGCCCGGUCCUAUCUGAACGUGAAUUAUGGAACAACUUGUACUCGAUCAUCCAAGAUGCUGACAAGCUGCCGAUUAGCAAAGUUGCUCAAAGCUCGAUCGGCCUGUUGACAACGGAGCGGCGGCCGACAUGGGCCACACUUCGCCAAGAGCUGAUCGACGAUCCCCACAGUCCAAACAAGGACUGCCUCCAUUUGAUUGACAGUGCCCUUUUCAUAGUUUGCCUGGACGGCUCGAGCCCUCGGACAGCUGAUGCGAUUUGCGCAACGAUGCUCUGUGGGACCUAUGAGCUGGGUCGUCGAGGGGUUCAGGUCGGAACGUGCCUCAACCGGUGGUAUGAUAAACUUCAAAUCAUCGUCUGUGCCGACGGUCAAGCCGGCGUAAACUUCGAACACUCUGCAGUAGACGGCGCCACAGUUUUGCGUUUUGUAGGGGACAUUUACACUGAGCUCAUACUGCGCUUCGCCAAGUCAAUCAAUAAGAAUAGUUUGACAUUAUUCAAGAAUCAACCAUCCCCCUGGGCCCAACACGCCAGUAGUAAAAACUUACCAAACUUGCCCGAUCACGCUGCUGAUAUGCCUGAGGAGGAGAUCAAUACGAGUCCUCAGAAACUCGAAUGGCAGUUGUCUAACACCCUCAAGGCCUCUAUUCGCUUUGCUGAGACUAGGUUGUCUGACUUAAUCUGCCAAAACGAAGUUCUGGCGCUCGAGUUCGAGGAGUAUGGUAAAAACUUCAUCAUCUCUCAAAACCUCUCUCCAGAUGCGUUUGUGCAAAUGGCCUUUCAGGUGUGCUAUUUCUCGCUAUAUGGACGGAUCGAGUCGACAUACGAGCCAGCUAUGACAAAGGCGUUCUCACAUGGCCGAACCGAAGGGAUCCGAAGUGUGUCGCCCAGUUCGGUCAAAUUCAUCAAGAACUUUUGCUCGGACGUGGAUAACCAAACCAAGAUUUCCGCAUUACGAGAAGCUUGCGAAUAUCACCAAAACUUGAGCAAACAAUGUUCUCAAGGCUUAGGACAGGAUCGAAUUCUAUUCGCCAUGUACAGUCUAGCCCAACAGGAAUUGCAUCAAGAAUCCUCUGGCCAUUCUUCUGAUGACUCUAGUAACGACGAGGAAGAAGAUCGUCAUCCAAACAGAAAACUGAAAAAACUCCCUAAAAUCUUUCGCGACAGUGGAUACGGUUUACUUAAUCACUCCACCUUAAGCACCUCAAACUGUGGAAACCCCGCGCUGAGAUUAUUCGGAUUCGGACCGGUCGUCUCGGAUGGGUAUGGGAUAGGAUAUAUCAUUCGAGAAGAUGGAUUGUCGUUUGUGAUUUCCUCGAAACACCUUCAAACUCGACGGUUCGUGGAGAGCUUGCGGGCUUACUUCCUCGAGAUUAGAAGGAUUUUGCUCUCCGUGACUGAAUCUGCUAAUCCAAACGUGGACCCACCCCUGUCGAUUACCAAACGGAACCAACAUCGCCAUCAUCUCCCAGAUUCUGCUCGAAAAUUAAGCUAUAAUCAUCGUCACCAGCCUAAAGCCCUCGAUAGUUCGGAGUGGAAUACUUUCUGGAAUGAUAAAUUGGUGAAGGUUGAUCCCCCUCACCGAAAAGAUCAUUCCACCGGGUCAGAUGACGCUCGCCCCGAGAAAGAUCAAACCCAACACGACGAAGAGCCCUUGACUGCCGGUUACGGUUUCUUUGAUUCCGGUGAAAUUGAUAAGAUCAUUUCCUCUCAUGCUGAAAACGUCCGAAACGAUAAUUCGAAAAAGAAAUUCAAACCACCAAUAGGAACUAAAUUGGAAGCUGUUGAUGAUUGA